Molecule: messenger RNA, 486 nt
Organism: Rhodotorula toruloides NP11
Lineage: Eukaryota; Fungi; Basidiomycota; Microbotryomycetes; Sporidiobolales; Sporidiobolaceae
Exons: 3
Coding region: 1-486 (161 amino acids)
Source: RefSeq, a predicted model, not a curated record
AUGCCUGCGAAGAAGUCUUCUGUUACCCAGCCAGCUCAGUCGGAGCACUCGCAGCUUCUCCCAGGAACCGCUCGCGGACCGUCCUCGCACCCCUUCCCCUCGACCUCAGGCGCCCGAAUCCCUUCCCACCCUUCCGGCCCCACCGCCUUCCACUCCCUGCCCGUCCCAAACACUCCCCACACGCAACUCGACCUCCACGCAUACACGACAGGCCUUCGAGCGGCGGACCGGCGAGCACGCUACAGGUUUUGUGGCGCGCUGUUCUGGGGAUUCGUCUUGUGGAUCGUCCUGGGCGCCAUCGUGGGCGGAGUCAUCGGCAACGAAGUGGCGAGGAAUAGCGGGAAGGCGAGAAGGAGGUGGGAGGAGGAGCGCGGCAGGGUUGGAAGGUGGUUGCGUGUGAGCGGGAAUGCGCGAGCGGCGGUCGCAGAGACAGAGACAUCGUCGUCGGCAGUCCCUCCACCUCCUCCCUUCUUCGCCGCCAUCUAA